CCCAUCCCAUCCUCCGCCACCCUUUCCCUCAUGUCACAUCUUUCCCAGAAUUAUGGAAAUUUUGUGGAAGGCGCUGACUUGGACAUUGAGCCUGGUGGUCAUGGCUGCUUCCGAAUUUCAGAGCGUCGAUCCACUUCUACACAACUCCCAAGAGGAGUUCCUGUCCUACCUGCAGCACUACCAGCUGACUGUUCCCGUGCGAGUGGAUGAGAAUGGCGAGUUCCUGAGCUACGCCGUGAAGCACCACCGACCCGGACGGCGGAGACGCGGGGCGGCCGACCCCUCGGCGGGCCCGUAUCCGGAGCCGCCCGAUUCCCAGCUUUUCUACAGACUCUCCGCCUACGGGAAGCACUUCCACUUAAACCUGACUCUCACCCCUCACCUGGUCUCCAAGCGCUUCACGGUGGAGUACUGGGGGCGCGAUGGCCUGGAGUGGCGCCACAACCUGGUGGACAAUUGCCACUAUGUGGGAUUCUUGACAAACCGGCGCGGGGCCACUCGAGUGGUGCUCAGCAACUGCAAUGGCCUGCACGGCAUCAUAACGACGGAAGAAGAACAGUAUUUAAUUGAGCCAUUAAAAAACACCUCCUCCCCCGCCGGCGAACGGAACCCGGAUGAAGCGCAGCAACACGUCAUCUAUAAGAUGUCCGCCAUGCCCUCGUCGCAGGAGCAGAGCCACGAGUCGAGCUGCGGCAUUUCAGAUCCGGUUAAAAACAGCAGCCACGCCCCGGCCCGAGCAUCCGCCGCAAGCCGACCCGAAGACGCGGGCCGCAACGGCGCGCGGCGAACGCGGCGCUCCGUCAGCACCGAGCGUUUCGUGGAGACGCUGGUGGUGGCCGACAAGAUGAUGGUCGGCUAUCACGGCCGCAAAGACAUCGAGCACUACAUCCUGUCCAUCAUGAAUAUUGUUGCCAAACUUUACCGUGACGCCAGCCUAGGAAAUGUUGUGAACAUUAUCGUGACGCGGCUCAUCGUUCUGACCGAAGAUCAGCCUAACCUGGAGAUCAACCAUCACGCCGACAAGUCUCUGGACAGCUUCUGCAAAUGGCAAAAGUCCAUCCUGUCCCACCACGGCGACAGUGGCAACAGCAUUCCGGAAAACGGGAUGGCCCACCACGACAACGCCGUGCUCAUCACUCGGUAUGACAUCUGCACCUACAAGAACAAGCCCUGUGGAACGCUAGGCUUGGCCUCGGUGGCAGGAAUGUGCGAGCCGGAGCGGAGCUGCAGCAUCAAUGAAGACAUUGGCCUGGGCUCGGCUUUCACCAUCGCACACGAGAUCGGCCACAACUUCGGCAUGAACCACGACGGCAUCGGCAACUCGUGCGGCACCAAAGGCCACGAGACGGCCAAGCUGAUGGCGGCGCACAUCACGGCCAACACCAACCCCUUCUCCUGGUCGGCCUGUAGCAAGGACUACAUCACCAGCUUUCUCGACUCAGGUCGGGGGACGUGUCUGGACAAUGAACCUCUGAAACAAGACUUCCUGUACCCAACAGUGGCUCCGGGGCAGGUGUACGACGCCGACGAACAGUGCCGCUUCCAGUACGGUGCCUCCUCGCGCCAGUGCAAAUAUGGGGAAGUGUGUAGAGAGCUCUGGUGCCUUAGCAAAAGCAACCGCUGCGUUACAAACAGUAUUCCUGCCGCCGAGGGAACACUGUGCCAGACGGGGAGCAUCGAGAAAGGGUGGUGCUACCAAGGCGAGUGCGUGUUGUUCGGGACCUGGCCGCAGAGCGAGGACGGAGGCUGGGGCCCCUGGUCCAUGUGGGGGGAGUGCAGCAGGACGUGCGGUGGCGGCGUCUCCUCAUCCGUGAGGCACUGUGACAGCCCAGCGCCUUCCGGAGGAGGAAAGUACUGCCUAGGGGAGAGGAAACGCUACAGGUCCUGUAACACUGCUGCCUGUCUUUCGGGAUCCCGUGAUUUCCGCGAGAAGCAGUGCGGCGACUUUGACGCCAUGCCUUUCCGAGGGAAGUACUACAACUGGAAGCCUUACACCGGCGGGGGGGUCAAGCCGUGCGCCCUCAACUGCCUAGCGGAGGGAUACAACUUCUACACCGAGCGCUCCCCGGCCGUCAUCGAUGGCACGCGAUGCCAGGCCGACUCCCUGGACAUCUGCAUCAACGGCGAGUGUAAGCACGUGGGCUGCGACAACGUGCUGGCGUCGGACGCCAAGGAGGAUCGAUGCCGAGUGUGCGGCGGCGACGGAAGCGCCUGCGAGGCCUCCGAGGGACUCUUCAACAACUCUCUGCCCCGAGGAGGCUACAUGGAGGUGGUCCAUAUCCCCAAAGGUUCCGUUCACAUCGAGAUCCGAGAGGUUACCAUAUCCAAGAACUACAUCGCUUUGAAAUCCGAGGGAGCCGACUAUUACAUCAACGGCGCGUGGACCAUCGACUGGCCAAGAAAGUUCGACAUCGCCGGCACCGCCUUCCACUACAAGAGGCCCACCGAUGAACCCGAGUCUUUAGAGGCCCUCGGGGCAACUACAGAGAACCUGAUUGUCAUGAUCCUCCUCCAGGAACAAAACCAGGGCAUCCGCUACAGGUUCAACGUGCCUAUUCAGCGCACGGGAAGUGGCGACAACGAGGUGGGCUUCUCCUGGUACCACCUGCCCUGGUCCGAGUGUUCAGCGACAUGCGCGGGAGGCUCCCAGAAGCAGGAGGUGGUGUGCAAGCGACUGGACGACAACUCGGUGGUCCAGAACAGCUACUGCGACCCGGACAGCAAGCCCCCCGACAAGCAGCGGGACUGCAAUAGCGAGCCCUGCCCUCCUGAGUGGUUCAUUGGGGACUGGUCCCAAUGUGCUAAGACGUGCGACGGCGGCCUCCGGACCAGGACGGUCCUGUGCAUCAGGAAGAUCGGGCCGGCCCAAGAGGAGACCCUGGAGGACACUCACUGUCUCACCCACAGACCCAUUGAGCAAGAGGCCUGUAACAACCAGUCCUGCCCACCUAAGUGGGUCACUUUGGACUGGUCUGAGUGUACGCCCAAAUGCGGGCCCGGCUUCAAGCAUCGCAUCGCCUUGUGCAAGAGCAGCGACCUGAGCAAAACCUUCCCGCCCGCCCACUGUCCGAGCCAGAACAAGCCGCCGGUUCGAAUUCGCUGCAGCAUCGGCCGCUGUCCUCCUGCGCGCUGGAUCCCCGGCGAAUGGGGGCAGUGCUCAGCGCAGUGCGGCCUGGGCCAGCAGAUGCGUACAGUGCAGUGCCUAUCCUACACGGGGCAGCCAUCCAGCGAGUGCGCCGACGCCCUACGGCCCAGCGCCAUGCAGCAGUGCGAGAGCAAGUGCGACGCCACGCCCAUCUCCAAUGGCGACGAGUGCAAAGAUGUCAACAAAGUGGCCUACUGCCCACUAGUACUCAAGUUCAAGUUCUGCAGUCGGGCCUACUUCCGUCAGAUGUGCUGCAAGACGUGUCAGGGCCACUGAGCCCGACGCAAAGAUGGGAGGCCCGCGAGCCCGGAAAGGAGUGCCAACACCGACGACGACUCCGCAGCACCCAAAACGAGAAGUCGACCUUUCGCGGAGCCCAACCACUGCUCAGCCGAACAAGCUGACACAAAAACUGUUCACUUCUGUGAAGUGGAGCUCGGAGGAGGAUCGGUUGGUGAUGUUAUUUUAUUAUAAUAAUAAUUCCCCGUAUCAUUGUGGCGUCUUCCUCCGAGUUGCUGUUUGAUCCAAAGUGCUGGACACCUGGCUGACAGAGGACGGAUGGAUGGACAGGCGAGAAACGCUGUCGACGGGCAGACCUUUGGCUUGGCUGCACUUUUUUUUGGGGGGGGGUGUAAAAUACCGAACAGCCAAGGAUAUACGACAGCGCCAAGCAAGCCCCGCCCUCGAUCAUCAGCGUAAUUGUGUAUUUAUUAUCCAAGAGUCACAUUGUAGCCUACUAUCUUGGAAGUGAAUACGCGUCAUCGAACAAAAGCCUGACGUAAUGCCAUGCAGUGUUUCCCCAAUCUUUACGAAGCCACGGCACAUAUUUUACAUUAGAAAAAAAAUCUCAAGGCACGCCACCAAACAAAGGGAAAAAAAAGCAAUAUUGCAUUUUGGAAAUGACCAAGAAAUUAAGAGUAAUUGAAUGAAAACGUGUUAGUCAAGGAUCAGCAGUCAUCCAUACCAAAUAGCUCCCCUUGCCCACAUGUGAGGGCAUUACAGUACCUUAGUCAUUCACUAGCAGCUGAUUUGAACGCAGCCAUUUUCUGUCCCCCUCCACCGACGCCCACCGACCACAAGGGUGCCCUGCUUGCCAACAUUCAGCCAGCAAAUCUGCACGCAAGACUUGUGAUCGAUACUCUCGACAAAUUGGCAUCUAAAAAGAGAUCAUGAGACUUUAUCGCAAUGAUUCUGAAACUUUGAUUUUUUUAUUAUUUUUUUUGGUUUGUUUGUUUUAUUGGGGGCUUCCUCCCUUCCGGUUUGAUGGGGCACGGAAUAUGCGUCCCAUAUGUUGAAUAUCUGUGGCUGUUUUCAGUUCCUCCAGCCAAUGAGAACAAAAACGCAAAAAAAAAAAAAAAAGUUCAAUAUGGUGCUUGUGGUGCUAAUCAUGGUAAAUGCUGGUCGUGUUCUUGUCAUGUUGUUUGUUGUACCUCACACUGGGAAUGUAUUUGUUGGAGUAUUGUAUGGCAAAAACAAAACAAAACAAAACAAAAAAAAAUGACAGGACAUUUGCAUCCCAUCACUAACAAGCCAUUACUGCUGGCUCAGGAAAGCGAAACUUCAUAUCGGAUUCUUUGUUAUUGUUGUUGCUGCUGCUGCUACUUUUUGGUAGCAAACAUCAACGUCAUUCCUUGAAGGAGGCCGUCAAGAGAUGUGGAAAAAGGACAGCGGGAGAGCGUUUGGAUUCAAAGCGCUCAGACUCAAAAAAAAAAAAGAAAGAAAAA
Hippocampus zosterae (dwarf seahorse) is the source of this 4869-nucleotide messenger RNA. RefSeq names its product ADAM metallopeptidase with thrombospondin type 1 motif, 6 (gene adamts6). The transcript is spliced from 24 exons. NCBI's taxonomy places the organism in Eukaryota, Metazoa, Chordata, Actinopteri, Syngnathiformes, Syngnathidae. Gene Ontology annotation, molecular function: metalloendopeptidase activity. Gene Ontology annotation, cellular component: extracellular matrix. The record is from RefSeq and is a predicted model, not a curated record. Gene Ontology annotation, biological process: extracellular matrix organization; proteolysis. Bases 53 to 3421 code for a protein of 1122 amino acids.